Molecule: messenger RNA, 2356 nt
Organism: Mauremys mutica (yellowpond turtle)
Lineage: Eukaryota; Metazoa; Chordata; Testudines; Geoemydidae
Product: protein shisa-7-like
Biological process (GO): regulation of short-term neuronal synaptic plasticity; regulation of AMPA receptor activity
Cellular component (GO): postsynaptic density; postsynaptic membrane; AMPA glutamate receptor complex
Source: RefSeq, a predicted model, not a curated record
AUGUACCACCUGCUGACUGUCCUCCUCUGCGCUGCCCUGGAGGCUCUGAGCUGCCAGCCGGCCCUGGCAGUUCUCCAGGCCCCUCGUCCGGCCAACCACAGCCGGGCGCUGCCCAGCCUGCUGGCUCACCUCAAGCGGCUGGCGGGGGUCAACGGCACGGGGGCGGGGGCCUGGGGGGGCCGGGCGGCCGAGACGUGCCAGGGCUACUACGACGUCAUGGGCCAGUACGACGCGGCCUUCAACUGCACCACGGGCGGCUACCGCUUCUGCUGCGGCACGUGCCACUACCGCUUCUGCUGCGAGCACCGGGCCAUGCGGCUGGAGCAGGGCCGCUGCACCAACGUGGAGACCCCCUUCUGGGCCCACACGCAGGCCAGCAGCACGGCCGGGCGGGGCCGGGGGCCAGGGGGCUCCGAGGCCGCCCGCCAGCAGAGCAACAGCACCGUCUACGUGGUCUGCGGCGUCAUCAGCUUCACCCUGGCCGUGGGCCUGGGCAUCAAGGUGGCCUUCGGCAAGGCUUCCCGCCGGCCCCAGGGGCGGGAGAUCAACAUGCCCAGGGCUCUUGUCGACAUUCUCAGGCACCAGGCUGGGACCAGCUCGCGCUCCGAGCGCAGCAAUAGCACCACCCUCAACUCAGCUUCCCAGGACAACGGCCCGGCCCGGCCCCCGAAGAACCUUUACAACACGCUCAAGCCCUGCCAGAGCAACCACGACAACAUGCACCACAACUACGUGCACCUCAACGUGAGCAGCCCGAAGCACCACGCCGCCACGCUGGACUGGCGAGUGCAUCACACCCCCACGUCGGGCCUGAAGUACAACUCACUCACCUGCUCCCGCUCCUUCCACAACCUCUCGCACCUGCCCCCGUCCUACGAGUCGGCCAUCAAGUCGGAGCUCAGCCGCUACUCCUCGCUCAAGAGGCUGGCGGAGAAGGACAUGGACGAGCUGUACCUGAAGCGGCGGCACCUGGCCGAGCUGACGCGGGGCACGCUGCCCCUGCACGCCAUGAAGAUGAACUACGAGCGCUACGGGGAGGCGGCCCAGCACCCGCGACGAGUGAUGUCCCAGGAACACAUCCUCUCGGACGGCUACCGCCCCAACCCCUACGACUGCGCCGGGCCCCGGGAGCGGGUUGUCUCCCACGAGCGGCUGCUCUCCCGCGAGGCCCUGCACUCCCAGGAGCCUCUGCUCUCGCCCGAGCGCCUGCACCAGGGCACGGGGCCCUUCCAGGAGCUGCGGCUGGGCCACCAGAAGGCCCUGUCCCAGACCAACAUCUGCGCCACCGGCACCCCACUGCUCGAACGCCACCAGGGGCACAAGAUGAACUCCCACCCCCCCUCCGCCAACUCCGCCCAGACCGCCUGGGAGGUGGGCAGCAACCACACGGCCAACCGGCGCCAGGGCUUCGGUGCCCGCCGCCAGAGCACCAUCGAGCAGCUGCAAUUCAUUCCUGGGCACCACCCCAGCCAGCACCUCCGCACCGGGAGCAAGAACGAGGUCACCGUGUGAGGGCCCAGCUCAGGUGUACUCAACUUUCCAAGGCCAUAGCUCUCUUCCUCCUCCUCCUCUGCGUCUUCCCCCGUCCUUCACGUCUUCUUUCUUGGACUGGGCGGCCUGCCGGGCUUCAAGGCCUUUGCCGGGCUUUGGUGGCAUCCGCCUUUGAUGACCUCAGCGGCACGGGCCCUGUCAACUUUUGAUGAUGUCAGGGUCAUGUUGAACCAUCCACGCUGGAUGACGUCAGGCCCUGAGGCCCUGUCGACGUUGGGUUAUGUCGAGAUUGCCUUGUCUCCAUCCAUGUUAGAUGAUGUCCACAAUUGGUGAUAUCACUGCUGCGGGCCCUCUUGACUUGUGAUGAUGUCAAGAUUGCCUUGGGCCCGUCCAUGUUGGGUGAUCUCAGCGCCACGGGCCCUGUCAACUUUUGAUGAUGUCAGGGUCGCGUUGAACCCAUCCACGUUGGAUGACAUCAGCACCUUGGAGCCUGUCAACAUUGGGUGAUGUCAAGAUUGCCUUGUCUCUGUCCAUGUUAGAUGAUGUCAGUGCUCUAUCGACUUUUGAUGAUGUCAGGAUUGUGUUGAGCCUCUCCAAGACUGAUGACAUCAGUGCUGGGGGCCCUCUCAACUUUUGAUGAUGUCAAGAUUGCCUGGGGCCCAUCCACUUUGGGUGACAUCAGCACUAUGGGCCCUGUCAACAUUUGAUAUCAAAGUCAUGUUGGAUGACAUCAGCACCAUGGGCCUUGCUGACGUUUGAUGAUGGCAAGACUGUGUUCAACCCAUCCACGUUGGGUGACAUCAGCGCCCCCGGACUCUGUUGACAUUGGAUGAUGUCAUGAUUGCUUUAGACCCAUCCACAUUCA